This is a messenger RNA of Physcomitrium patens, 4084 nucleotides long. The record is from RefSeq and is a predicted model, not a curated record. Lineage: Eukaryota; Viridiplantae; Streptophyta; Bryopsida; Funariales; Funariaceae.
GAAUAUUUGCCUAUCUCAUAUUUGCAGUCCCAUCGCCACAGCUCCCUCCUGCCUGCCUCCCCCCCCCUACUACCACCCUCUCUCCCCGUUCCCCUCUCUCUACAAAAUCUCUUUCGAGAUCCAGGUUUUUCUAGGUCCUCUCGGCUGCUUCGUGCUGGAUCUGACGCUCUUAGUGCUGGUGGAGGAUUCGUGGAUUGUUCCGACGCCAAGAUGGUAGUGAUUCGGGGGGAGUGUGAAAUGAAAUGAAGGAAGGAAGAGUUGCGGACGCGGCUGCGAGCGUGGGCCUAUUGGGAGAAUUGGUGUUGGGGUUUCUAUCUGGUUUUUCCGAGCCAUUCGGAUUCUUGGAAUUUAGAGCAUAGUAGUAUAGUGAUUAGCAUUGGGGGGACUCGGGGCCAUUUGAGGUUGUGCUAGGGAGAGGGAUACGGCAUUCGUGAUUCCAGUUUUGUCUAGGAAAGAGAAGAGAUCACAAUCGCAGGGCGGUCUUUAUAUUUCUGGAGACCAGGCGGGGACCGAUUCCUCUGGAUGCGGUGACGGAGGCUGAAUCGAAGAAUGGCAUUCGCUCAGGCGCACAAGAGUCGGCCCCUGUCUGUGAACACUGGAAAGAAUGUUGGAGGGUUGUCUCCUUCGCCGACGCCGUCGCCCUCCCAACCCGAAUCUGCUAAGGCUACACACUCGCGUACCAAGUCUGCUUCGCCUGCUACUUCGUCAUCCGCUACUUCCACCCGGCGCCAGAGCAAUGGAUCUGCCCGGCAAUCACACGAUGGCGGCGUUGCGAAUCGGGUGCGAGUAACAGUUCGGUUACGUCCAAGAAAUGCAGAAGAAUUGGAAGCCGAUCUUGAUUUUGCUGAUUGUGUGGAGCUUCAACCUGAGCUUAAAAGGCUAAAGCUCCGCAAGAAUAAUUGGGAGAGUGAGACUUAUCAAUUCGAUGAAAUUCUUACGGAAACGGCUUCUCAGAAGCGUGUGUACGAAGUUGUUGCGAAACCUGUCGUGGAGAGCGUUCUUGAAGGGUACAAUGGCACUGUCAUGGCUUAUGGUCAAACGGGAACAGGAAAGACAUUCACCCUUGGAAAACUAGGUGAUGAAGACACAGCUGACCGAGGAAUUAUGGUCCGUGCAUUGGAGGAUAUCUUGUCCAAUAUUAACCACGCCGAUGACACAGUUACAGUGUCUUAUUUGCAGCUCUACAUGGAAUCAGUACAAGACCUGCUAGCACCUGAAAGGGACAAUUGUCAUAUCCAAGAAGAUCCCAAGACGGGGGAUGUUUCAGUGCCGGGAGCCACUCAGAUACAGCUGACUGACCACCAGAGCUUCGUCAAUCUUUUAGACGUUGGUGAAUCAAAUCGCGUUGCCGCCAAUACGAAACUUAAUACAGAAUCCUCGCGAAGUCACGCGCUCCUGUUGGUACAAGUUAAAAAAGCGGUUAGAACAAAGGAACCUGCUGAGAAUGGAAAAAUGCGCGCACCUACGAUCCGAAGAAGCAAAUUAUUGAUUGUGGAUCUCGCUGGUUCAGAGCGUGUUGAUAAAUCAGGAAGUGAAGGUCAUACGUUGGAGGAAGCGAAAUCUAUUAACUUAUCAUUGACAGCUUUGGGUAAAUGUAUCAAUGCUUUAGCGGAAAACAGCCCUCAUGUGCCUAUACGGGACUCUAAGUUGACAAGACUAUUACGUGACUCUUUUGGUGGAACUGCUAGGACGUCAUUGAUUGUGACUAUCGGACCUUCACCAAGGCACAGAGGAGAGACAACCAGUACUAUUAUGUUUGGCCAGCGAGCAAUGAAGGUCGAGAAUAUGGUAAAAUUAAAAGAGGAAUUUGACUACAAAAGUCUUUGCCGUAGAAUGGAAGCAGAACUGGACAGACUUGUUGCAGAAAAUGAGAGGCAAGUGAAAGCCCGGAUGGAGAACGACGAAGAACUGGACCGAACUGUGGAGGAAAGUCGUCAGCUUGUGAUGGAGGCUGAGAGGGACCAGUCUAUGAUGGCGGAGAAGAGUAUAUAUGAACAAGAAGUCGAGGAAUUGCGGCAAAAGUGUGAAAGAGGAUGCGAAGAGGUGGAAGAGCUUCGGCAUAAGCUGGAAGAAGUUAUUCGUGUUCGGGAUGUAUUGCAGGAAGAAGUCCAAGUGCUAGCACGUGAACGCCAGACUGAGCAACAAGAGAAAUAUACGCAUGAAGAGAACCUAAAGCUGCAGAAGGAGAUGACUAUGAAAAUGGAAAAACAACAUAUGGAUUUAAUGAAGCAAGUUGAAAAGCAUAAAAAUGAGUUAGCAGAGGCGCUGGAAAGUCGGAACAUUGAGAGGGCACACCGGGAACGCUUGGAGGAAGAGCUGGGCAGCCAACGAUUGCAGCUUGCACAGCUUGAACGCGUGGAGAAGGAGCUCCGGGCUGCCACGCCUCAAAUUCAAAGAGAUUCAGAGUCCAAUGACCAAAGCAGGGAGAUUGAGGAGCUUCGAAAAUUGCUGGAAGACGAACGUUUGAAAAACGAACAGUCCGAUAAUCAAAGCAUGGAAAUUGCGGAGCUUCGAGCCUUACUGGAAAAGGAGCGGCAGAAGCGGAAACAGUCUGACGAACAAAGCUCUGAGAUUUCGGAGCUUCGAGCACUGCUGCAAAGUGAACGUCAGAAAAUUAUACAGUUCGAGGAGCAAACUAUUGAGGUCGCGGAGCUUCGGACUUUGCUGGAAGGUGAACGUCAGAAGCGCGAGCAGCUGGAGCAGGAGCUAAGGGUAGCGAAAACUCAGAUGUCAAAAAGAAGUGUAAAUGGUAGUCUGACCAGGCAGCAAGGCGAUGAACUUCUGACGGUGAGGCAUAGACUGGAUGAGGAGUUAAGGGAGAGGGAGAGGCUCGAAGAGGAAAUUCGCCACCUGAAGGAGCAAAUUUCGGUUCUUUCUGAAGAGCACGAAGAGCAUUCGAGGAGAAUUAUGGCGAACGGUGGUUCAGGCCGAAGCUCACUGGGUUCAGAAAGCCCGCUUAUCAGCAUUAGUAAGCCGAACCAUAUGCGUGACACCAUCAAUGGCCAGAGAGCAACGAUUGCUAAGCUUUUUGAACAAGUUGGUCUCCACAAGAUUCUUUCAUUGCUAGAGUCCGAGGACGUCGAUGUUCGCGUCCAUGCCGUAAAGGUGGUGGCGAACCUCGCUGCCGAAGAGGCAAACCAAGAGAAAAUCGUAGAGGCUGGGGGUUUGGGAUCUUUACUCAUGCUCCUACAAAGCUCAGAAGAUGAGACUAUCAGGCGUGUAGCUGCUGGUGCUGUAGCCAACCUUGCCAUGAAUGAGACAAACCAGGAGUUGAUUAUGUCUCAAGGAGGAAUAGGUCUUUUAGCUCGAACAGCCGAUGAUGCUGAAGACCCACAAACAUUGCGAAUGGUUGCUGGUGCAAUUGCAAACUUAUGUGGCAAUGAUAAGCUACAAGUUAAACUGAGGGAGGAAGGCGGAAUUCGUGCACUUCUCGGUAUGGUACGAUCACGUCAUCCUGACGUGCUUGCCCAAGUUGCGCGAGGAAUUGCUAACUUUGCCAAGUGUGAAUCACGCGGUGCUGCUCAAGGUUACAAAUUGGGGAGGUCUUUACUCAUCGAUGAUGGAGCCUUACCAUGGAUUGUUGCCAAUGCGAACAAUGAAGCAUCACCUAUCCGUCGGCACAUCGAACUGGCACUUUGCCACUUAGCCCAACAUGAGGUGAACGCCAAAGACCUCGUUGCAGGGGGGGCCUUGUGGGAACUCGUAAGAAUUUCCCGAGAGUGCUCCAGAGAAGAUAUCCGAAAUCUAGCCCAACGCACUUUGAAUGCAAGUGGCACUUUUCAAGUAGAAUUGAGGCGCCUCCAUUUAGUCUAUUAAACUCAAAUAAUCAAAAUCAUUUUUCAUCUGAUACGUUUUUCGGGUAGCUUCGUGCGUCUUUAUCCUGUAUUAUUAGACACCGCUAUCAUCAUACUCUUGAAUUUAUUUGUAACCAGCUCAGUUGUUUACAUGUCAUAGGCUGUUUUUCGUCACUGUAGUGACUGAUGAGUUGUUCAACCACAUUAUGUUUUAGGCCCACUCCUUGUCAGCAAUCUCACGAGUGUGGGUAUGCUCAAAUCAUACCUCUGCACCAUCACCUGAAAUACAA